CUGCAAUUAACCGCCCACGCACGAUCGAUGACCGCCCCCACGCGCCCCUUGCCCCUCAUCGCGCCUGUUAGACAUCGCGAUGCUGCCCCUCACCCCGCCGUCACCGCCGCCGCUCCCUCGGCUCGCUGUCGCCGUCGCGCCUCCCCCUCGGUCGCCGCCCCUCAGCCCGCCGUCGAUCUCUCCCUCUCCCGGUGCCCUCCAUCGCCCCUCCUUGCGUCCCUCUUCCUCGCCGGCAGCCGUGGCCCUCUCUCUCGCCGGGAUGACGAGCUUGGGGGGAAGGGUGGGGUCGUGAAGACGAGCUACGCGGGGUCGCUGGCUUUGCGCUUUGCCAACAACGGUCACCCCACCAUCGUCGUCUCCACCGACCUUGCACACUCCCUCAGCGACUCCUUCGCUCAGGUGGGGGGGGGGGGCCUGAGGCACCACUGUUUGCGCUUGAGGUUUGGACUAUUAAAGACAAAGGUGGAGUGCAAGCCUGACUUGAAGGAUAGCUAGCACAUGCAGGACUUGAGGCUGAUUUCUGCUAGCUCUAGCACAUCUCUCUCUUCUCCUCCUUUGAGCGCCAACAAGCACAGCAGGAAUAUGUUCUUCUGAUGAUUGGCGUCUCGCCUUUUGGCGUUGCUGGUUUCAGAGCUACGAAUCUAAUCUCACUAUACUUUUAUGUAUCGUCAUUUAGCGCAUACUGCAUUCGAUUUUAAAUAGAUGUUGUUAACUGUGAUAACCUCUUUAUUCCUUUUCCUGUUAAUGAUUGGUUACUACUUACUAAUCCAGUGGCGUAUACCUGAUGGCCUGCCAAUCUCAGUGCUGAAAAUGCAUACAGGGGUUGUAACUGCCAUUGCAUUUAGUCCAAGAGCUGGUGAAAAAUUGCGAGUUCUUCUGUGAGUAUGCAUGCUACAAGUCCAAGCUGAAUCCUUGCGUGGGAUGGAAGUAGAUGUCUUUCGCUGUGAAGUGGAGGCAGUCCUUUUGGCUAGGAUACUUGCUAGAAGUUGAUGCAAAUCUUGUGCUAGCAUACUUGCUAGAUGAGCACGAUUCACUGUAUUAUUUGUUGCAGUAGGACUUCGUUCGAAUAUCUAUUUCAACUUAUCUGUCUGUCGCCGUUAUGUAUCUGUUCGUCAUGAAACUUCUAUGUGUGUAUACAAUAGAGUUGUGACGGAAUUAUUGAGGAUGCGCUUAUUAUGAUUUAAUUUAUUUUGUAUCAUUAUGGAGUAGUUGGUGUGAAUUAUU
This is a messenger RNA of Oryza brachyantha (malo sina), 1224 nucleotides long. RefSeq names its product ATPase ARSA1-like. NCBI's taxonomy places the organism in Eukaryota, Viridiplantae, Streptophyta, Magnoliopsida, Poales, Poaceae. Gene Ontology annotation, biological process: post-translational protein targeting to endoplasmic reticulum membrane. Gene Ontology annotation, molecular function: ATP binding; ATP hydrolysis activity. Gene Ontology annotation, cellular component: GET complex. The record is from RefSeq and is a predicted model, not a curated record. Bases 28 to 495 code for a protein of 155 amino acids. The transcript is spliced from 5 exons.